CCAGGCUGCCAGCCUCAAAAGCAGCCGGAGAUGCCGCCGAGCCAUUCCCAGGCAGCGGCAGGAGAAGCUGUCUGUCGCCACUUCGAGGCGCAACGUGUUGCACUGGGUGACUCGGCAGCUUCUGAGCCGAUAAUGCCUGCAGCCUAUGCCUCCUCGCGGCCACCCUUCUCUCCUGGAGCAAAGCCCCCACUCCUGCCGCUGCUGGCAGCUCCACCAAUUCCAGAUGUUUAAGCGGAGACCUUAAACGACCUCUGGGCGGCGUUCAACCCAUUGCAUUCCGCUGGGGGGCUUCCUUCGCCGCUGCAAAGCGCCUUCUCCAACAGCUCGUUGCGGCGGCUACCGCGGAGGACGCUUCCUUUCGUGCAACUGCCCUUUGCAAAUCGCCCCUCUCUUCUUCGGAGAGGCGGGUGGGUGAGAUCCUGCACUAGACUUGGGGACCAAAAGGAAGUACUAUGUGAAGGCCGGAGUCUUGCCAGCCUGCCGCAGCCGGAUUUUAUUUAUUUUUUUCCCUUUACCAUCUCUGAUUUUGCCGAGUCACCCUUGCGCUCCUCUCUCGGCUUGGGAGCAGGAGAGGCGCGGGGAUUUAAAAAAAAGGACUCCCAUCAAGGUAACCGGAAAACGACAAUUCUAGUUCUGCAACAAGCUUCUUGGCCGGGACCACCUUCCUCGGCUGGGGAUCCGCUGGAUCUUCUCCUGGAUUUCGUGGAUCUCCUCCGGCCAGGCGGCGACGCUUCCCCUGCUGCAGGCAGGAGCGCCCGGGUGAGGAGCGCCGCUUAUGCAACACAUCAUCGAGAACCACCCGGACAUGGCCACGGCGCUGCUGGCGGGCGAGAAACUCAAGGAGCUGAUCCUGCCCGGUGCGCAGGACGACAAGGCGGGCUCGCUGGCGGCGCUGCUGCUGCAGCUCAAGCUCGAGCUGCCCUUCGACCGCGUCGUCACCAUCGGCACCGUCCUCAUCCCCAUCGUCCUCGUCACGCUGGUUUUCACCAAGAACUUUGCCGAGGAACCCAUAUACUGUUACACACCACACAACUUCACCCGUGACCAAGCCUUGUAUGCCAGAGGAUACUGUUGGACAGAACUAAGGGAUGCCUUGCCAGGAGUAAAUGCCAGCCGCUGGCCCUCCCUGUUUGAGCAUAAGUUCCUUCCAUAUGCCCUGCUGGCUUUUGCUGGCAUUAUGUACAUUCCAGCGCUUGGCUGGGAAUUCCUGGCCUCCACCAGGCUGACUUCUGAACUUAACUUUUUGCUCCAGGAGAUAGAUAACUGCUACCACCGAGCAGCCGAAGGCCGCGCGCCAAAAAUCGAAAAGCAAAUCCAGUCCAAAGGCCCUGGGAUUACAGAGCGAGAGAAAAGGGAAAUAAUUGAGAACGCGGAAAAGGAAAAGAGCCCGGAGCAAAACUUAUUUGAGAAAUACCUGGAGCGGAGGGGACGCAGCAAUUUCUUAGCCAAACUUUACCUUGCGCGGCACCUGUUCAUCAUAUUUUUAAGUAUCAUCCCGAUCACAUACUUGUCCACCUAUUACGCCACGCAGAAGCAAAACGAGUUUACGUGCGCUCUAGGGGAGCCUCCCGACAAAACGAGCAGUUCAAGGUUGCUCAUCCGAGUGAACUGCAAACUGCCGUCAGUUCAGCUCCAACGCAUCAUUGCCGUGGUAGACAUUGCCCUCCUCUGUUUCAUGAACUUGAUUAUCCUCAUCAAUUUGAUCCACCUCUUUAUAGUCCGCAAAUCCAACUUCAUCUUCGACAAGCUGAACAAGGUCGGCAUCAAGACGAAAAAGCAGUGGCAGAAGUCCCAGUUCUGCGACAUCAAUAUCUUGGCUAUGUUUUGCAACGAGAACCGGGACCACAUCAAGUCGCUGAACCGCUUGGAUUUCAUCACCAACGAGAGCGAUCUGAUGUACGACAACGUUGUGCGCCAGCUGCUGGCGGCGCUCGCUCAGUCUAAUCACGAUGUCACCCCAACCGUGCGCGAUUCCGGGAUACAAACCAUCGACCCCAGCAUUGAUCCUGCGGACAUCGACCACAGCGAACCGCUGGUCAUUAAGCGACCCCGGAAGAAAAUGAAGUGGAUCCCGAGUUCCAAUCCUCUUCCUCAGCCGUUCAAAGAGCAGUUGGCUAUUAUGAAGGUUGAAAACAACAAGCCUGAGAAGCCCAAACCUGUGCGUCGGAAAACGGCAACGGACAGUUUGGUUGCCCCUUUGCUGGAGGCCAACUCGAAAAACUCUCAGCCGUCUUCAGCCCACAAAAAUGAAUCUGCCGCCCUCUCUGGCGCAGGCAACGAGAAGAAACAUACGCGACACUUCUCCUUAGACGUUCAUCCGUAUCUACUGAGCAGUAAGAAACCCAAGCCAGAGAUUCAACCUGUUACCUCUAUGGCAACAUCCAAAAGCCAAGGGAGUGGAUUUUUAAGCCAAGAAGAGAAAGUCAUCGUGCAUGUCGCAUCUUCUCUCAAAGGAUCUUCCGUUCCGGGGAAAGAUACCCUUUACUCUCACAACACAUGCAGGACUGUGCCUGCGGCCGGGACUUUUCUCACCUGCAAUCACAACCACAUAGCAACUUCCGGUGCUGCGAAAAAGGUCACUCUGCCCCACAUAAGCCCAGCAGAGCCAGUGCCUGCCUUAAACUGUAACGCCGCUCACCCUCUUCUGCAUAUCAAUACGUUGUAUGAAAACCAUGAAGAAGAAGAGGUGUCAAACCUUAUAGACGAGUCUUUAGACAAUAGUAUUCACUCGCCCACGGAGGCAGGAGACAUCAUCUCCAGACCUUCCACAAAGCAAGUCAUGUUGGCGACGUUUGAUGAGCCCCUGGCAAUGGUGAACUCUGUAGAGUAUUGACGGUCCAGAGCUGAUCUGAUCACAGCUGGAUGGCCCACCUCCCAGUGCCACUUUCACAUGAACCAUGCUGCCCUGCCAAUGCCACCCACUGCAUGAGCAUGGAGUGCUGAAAUGCAGACCAUUGGUUCCACCAGUACUCCAAAUCGGUCGUUCAGGGUAGUGUCGUUGUGUCUUAUCGAUAGCUUGCAAAAUGUAAUAACAAUAACCACCAUAAUAACGACAACCAAAUUAUAUACUAUGCUUGGAACACCGAGAAACAAAGCACAAAGACGUUAGCUGUAGCUUUAUGAGUUCUGUGUGGAUUACUACCACUAUCCAAAUAUUUAAAGUGCUUGAGCGCAUGCCACACAGUGUUUCUUAAACAAAGCACUUAUAGCCUUGGUACUUGAGCUCACUCUCUGUAAAGCGGGGGGGGGGGAGAGACCUGGAGCCCCUCAGAUGAUGCUGGACCACAACUCCCAUAAUCCCUCACUGUUGGCCACCUGGGCCAGGACUGACGGAGUCUUAAGAGCAUUUUGAGAGUCACAGGGCCCCCAUCUCCUGCGGUAAAGUAAUGAGGCACAUAAUAUGUAUGAUAUUUAUUCUUCCAUUUUAAAAGGCAGGAGUAACAUCGUGUUUUGUCUCUUAAGGUACAAAGAAACAAACAAAAAACACAGCCAGGUGUGUGUGUUCUUAACAACAUGGUUGUAAGCAAGCUGUAUUUUGGUCCACGGGCAUUGGGCAACCAGGGCUGGCCCUAAAAAAUUUGCCGCCUGAGGCAAAGGAGGAGAGUGCUCGCCACACACAUGCAUUCUGCAUACUGCAACAACAGGCCAGCAUCCUCCACCAUAUCUGAGGGCAGCAGGCUAGUUUAGCAGGUGCAAGCCAGGCUAACAGUGAACAGAGCUGCAUCCAUCUCACUCUGCCAAAUAGUUGGGCCGGCCCUGCCAGCCACUUAAGUGGCAACUGGUCUUCCACCAGCAUCACUGUAAAGAGAACUGAAACUGGCCAGCCUGCUGCACUUACAAAUGAGGAAACAAAGAGCUAUGUCCUGCCCUUUAGUACGUUCAUCUGUGUUGCGAGAGGUGACGAAAAUGAAGAGUUUAUUUUUUUAACGUCUAUUUUAUUGUGAAUGGGGGGUGAAUGUUGAGUCAGAUGUUCUAUUCUAGCAGAGCGGAGAGAGGAGGGUUGUCCUAUAGCUGCUUAUUUUUGUCCAUAGAAUGACGUCUGCAAAACCAGGUUAGAAACUUUCUAAGGUGCUUCACUGAUGUGAAGGAUAUUCCAGUGCUGCUAAAAAAAUAUCCAGUAAGAGCUAAUUUCUCCAAUGGUGUGGUGUUUCAGCAGAUGGUUACUUGAGUCUUUUUAAAGGACUUGUCUACGCUACAGCUUACCACAGGUCAAGAAAAUAUUGACUCAUCCAGCUUGUAAUGGUUUUGCGUCUGAACGUUUUGCUGCUUGAACCAUGGCUGAAUAAGGGCAGAUUCAAAUGUGCAUGAAAUACCAUGUGGUACAGACCUUCCACAACUGUAUCACUUCAAAUUGUAGGUGCAGGAUUGCAAGUUGGAACGAUUCUCCGUGCUUUUAAAAAUUGCCCGUGUAUGGAAAGCUUGCAUGCAUGGGAGAGGAAUGUCCGCACUGUUUUCUUUCAAAAGGGCUUCUUUUCCACAUGGCAGCGGGUGUGACUCAAACAUUAAAAUUCUUGUCUGCAGCGGCAUGGAUCAGAAAGGAAGGAUUGCUCAGCACACAGCUGAAGUGUGCCACAUAGGACCAUGUUCUGAUCUUAGCUUCUCACACCACCAUUUGCUAGUUUUGGUGUGCCCAGAGAGAAUGAUUUUACACAGGGAAGAAAGCUGCUCCUUUCUAUUGAAUGCUCUGCAUUCACAAUCCCUCUUGAGGAGAAGGAAAUUAAUAGCAGAUUCAAAUCAGCAAAUGUUGGUUGAGAAUACCCAAAGCAUUCAUGGAUAUCUGCUACUGCUACCCACUGCUUGUAGUUUAGUGUCUUCAAAAGUAGCCUUGAGCUGCUUCCUUCCAUCAUUUUCACAGGAUCUGCUUGUGAUUUUGAAAGGGUCCCCGCUUCGCCGUAGCGGGAAAGACCCGUUUCCCGUGGAGCUAAUCCCUCCAGAUCAGAGGGAAUCCGCCAUUACCGAUGGCGCCACCCCGGAAGUCCUUCCUUCCAUCAUUUUCACAGGAUCUGUUUUCCCCUUGGAAUGGAAACAGAUGCUACGAAAGGAUAUGGGAUAUUUUGGAGGUGGAGAGAAAGAGAAGAGGCCAGAAUCUCUGGAACUGCGCGACAGCAGAAAAUCCUCAUGCACAGCCAUGACAAGAAAUAAAUCGGCCUAUAGAAGAGCUCUUAGACAACACGUUUCGGCCUUUGUGUGGAAGAUAAUACAGGCCGAAAGCGGUGUCUGAACAGGGUUAAGUGUGAGCCAGCCAAAGGCAAGGUGGGACAAGAGGGCAAACUAGCUCUGAUGGCAAAAUAUCAGGUUCUGUCCCGUUACACCAGGUCUGGGGUGGGGAAUAUGGUUUAACAACAUAGUCAUAUUUAGCAAAUGACAUAAGCUUGGAUUUGCCAACCUGUGGCUCCCUAUCAAGAUGCUGUGAGUUAUAGUUCAACAUCUGGACUAGGUGAAAUCCAGCGCUGCUGUUCCACUUAUGGAAUGGCUCUUCUUCCAGUAGGUACCCCUUCUAAUAUAGGGGGUGGGUGAGGGGAAAUAAUGUUCUGUAAUUCCCCCGAUCCAGUUUCCAUGCUGUUCUGGAGGGCCCUGCAAUCCUCUGGGGCGUAUUUUCAGGGAGUGCCAAGGGCUGCAAGGGGAAAACAUUGGCAAGUAUCACCUUCCUUCCUUCUGAGUUAGCAAACCGAUCACCCAGAUGCUUUUACUCCGGACAGAUGCUGCAGGUCAGCUUCUGGUUAUGCCACUCCCAUGUUCAAUAUUCACCUGUGGUAAAGCAGUAGCGUAGAAAAGGCCGAUGUAGCAGAGCACUCAAGUAGCUUUAAAUGUUGGUGCAGCUUUGUUGAAAUCGAUGGGUUGCACCUUUGAAGAUAACACGGCGUGCCUGUAAGCACGUUGCUAUUCCAGGCCAUCUGUUAACGAGGGUAAUAAACAAGCAGUAAUAAACAUACUGUCAUUUUCAAGCAAUCUUUACCUUGCUUUUGGCCCAAAGUGCGUCCUCAUGGCCUGGUUCUUCCUAUAACUUUGAUGUGCAAGUUUCUUAGAAAUAUACCUAGCGUAGUUUUCAAAAGGCACACAGGAAAAACAUAGCACGCAAUAACUGACCAAUUUCUAAGGAGAGUUUUUAUUAAAGCAAUGUUAAGGCAAUAUCGAGGAUUUUGACAUUUCUGUAUAACGGUAGAAAACACUGCACAAAUUAUGGGUCUACAUUGAGUGUUUUUUUCAUUUGUUUUACCUCAGAUAAUCAAUAUGGCACCCGUAUUUAUUGAAAAAUAGCACUGAAAGCAAAUAAAUAUUCUCAAUACGG
Molecule: messenger RNA, 6289 nt
Organism: Podarcis muralis (Common wall lizard)
Lineage: Eukaryota; Metazoa; Chordata; Lepidosauria; Squamata; Lacertidae
Source: RefSeq, a predicted model, not a curated record